This is a messenger RNA of Symbiodinium sp. CCMP2592, 648 nucleotides long. Lineage: Eukaryota; Dinophyceae; Suessiales; Symbiodiniaceae. The record is from the annotation of a GenBank genome assembly.
AUGCCGCUUUCUCACCUUGUGUCGGCUUUUGCCAGCUCCUUCGAAGAGGCGGCUCCAAUGCAGGAUGGCGCUGAUGCGGAGGCCCCUCCCGCUCCUCUGUUCCGGAAGACCUACAGCCUCGAUGCAGAACCCUUCGAGAUCACCAAUUGGGCGUCAGACCACCGCCUGGAGCUACCUUUCGAUGACCCUGCUCAGCCCGUCUAUCGGUGGAAGCUGCGAUGCUGGUCUUCUUCGUGCACGGGGCCGGCUUACAUUUACUCCCCAGACUACACACUGGAGGUUGCAGGGGGCAAAGCAUCCCCGCGGCUCAUCUUGCAGCGGCCGCACAAAGAACCGAACGACGAGCCACAGCCGCUGCUGCAGUUGCUUGACCAGCACAAGCUGGCUGACAUCGAUUGCUCCACGGACGGAGUCUUGACGCCAUUUUGCAACAUGUGCAUGCGGCUGGAGCCCACAGCGGUGUGCAACGAUCAGAACUUCUGCCAGCCCAGCUUGAACAACUUUACAAUCCGCACCACCUGUCCGAGACCAAAGUAUCUCACGGAAAGCGGCAGCUUGGACUUCCGAUACGUUUUGUUGCGCUUGCUCAAAGCCAACAUCAGUCAAAGCCUGCUGCGGAAACAACAGCAACACUGUCCACGCAUCUGA